AUGGGACAGCGCGGGUCUCGGAUGCCACCGGUGGUUACGUCGGCCAGCGACUCACCUCCCUCAAACCCGACGGAGCGAUUAUCGCUGGUUGCCCCAAGCGCCGCGGUCGUUGGUGCUGGUGUGGCCGGUGUACAUGUCGCCUACGAGCUCGCCAAACUAGGUUUCAAGGUGACUGUCUUUGAACGUCGCGGCGAUAUCGCGGGAGGCGAGACCAGGUUCUCCCUUCCUUUUGUGGGCGUCGGACUGAUCGAGCCGUCACUGGCUCGGACGGCAUUCCGCACAGAAGUGCUGCGUGGCAUGCUGUUCCCUACCGCCUGCCCGGAUUUGAUCGCCCGGGAACACCUCUUUAACACGCUGCUCAACCCAGUGGUGUACCGCUGGAUGUGGGGUCGGCUUCGGUCCUGCUUCUCCGACUCCGAGGUGAUGACCUACACAAACAACCUAUCUUGUGUCAGUCACUCGGUCGUGUGCGAACUCGUGAGCAAGUACCCGCACCUGCAUCAGCACGUGUUCGCGGGGCCGGUAACGGUUCUCAACGAGCGGAAAGAGGCCGCCGUGACAGCGCACGGGGAGCCUCUGAUGGUCGACCCCGUUGGCUGGACCCGAGCGUUGGCAGAGGUGUGCAGGCGAGACUACGACGUACAGUUUGCCCUUGGUGAGCGCCUCGAGGACGCCGUCACCUACCUGAAGUACGACGUCGAAUCCACCAGGAGCAUUCGCGUGUCGAAGCCCGAUCCUUUGCACCCCGAGCAGCGUCUUUUUGCCAGCGAAGGGUACGAUGUGGUGGUCCUUGCAGCGGGCGCUAGCACGGGCACCAUGACCCUACCGAACUCUCGCCUCCCGGUGCUGGGUCUCAGCGGGCUCUCGGCGGUGGUGCAGCAACCGAGCGGUGCCCUCAAAGAUGCAAUUUGGUCUCUCUUUCAGUGCAAGCCGCACCGAUCCACAGCCGCCGCAGCGACUUCGUCUUCCCCGGAGGUAUAUGCCCCGUCCAGCCACGAUGGUGUGACAGACUUCCUUGCGCGACCUGCCCCAGGCACACUGGCGCUACUCAGCAGUCACUGCAGUCUCUAUGGCUACACGUGGCCCAGUAGCCUCAUGUUCUCCGAAAAUCGUGACGGCGGGCCCCCCAGCAGGUCAUCGGCCGUCGCCUCCAUGAUGCAGUCAAAGGUGCUGCCAACACCGCAGGACGUUGUGCUGCAAGGGCUGCUCUCCCUGGACAGCACCUUCAAAACCAAAACCCACGCACUGGUGUCGCGGCAGCUCCAUCGACUGGAGUCGUAUUUGCGAGUCAAGUGCGGCUGGUCGGUCCCUCUCAGCUCGUCUUCUACGUCAGCCGGGGCCGGGUGCGGCAGCAACGUCGUCCGUGUGCGCGAGUACGUCCGAGCCUUCACCCCUGACGGUGUUCCUAUCGUCGACCGCAACGGCAGCUCCUUCAACUGCUUUGUGUGCUGCGGCUUUGGCGACCACGCCAUGGACUUGGCACCGGGGGCCGCAAAGGUUCUUGGCAAGCUUGUGGAGCAUCAGGCACAGCAACUCCGCGAGGAGGACAUCGAAAACGCAAAGACGUGGGGGCUGCUGACGUCGAAGCUGUCACCGAGCCGACGGACAGCAGUAGAGGAGGAGCUGCAGCUGCUCUUCAACGGCGCGGACCCAGAUGAGGUGAUAGGGAAGGGGUCAAGGAAACCGAGCGAGGCGUCGGCUCUGACUUUGCUGAGGUUCGAAGACAAUCCGUACAGCACGAACCGAUUCGUGAACAUGGUGCGCAAAGAGGUGAAGAUGGACAGUAGUCUGCCCACCUUGAGCCGCCUCUGUGCCCUUGAGGAUGUCUUCCUGACUCAUCUGGAGCCGCUCCGCCGCCGCUUUCACGCCAAGGCCACCGAGCUGGCUCUGCGGGAAAACACGCCGGACUGGCUACGCACCCUCGUGUUCUGCUUCAUGUACGAGGAAGACGACGAUCCGGUCGCGCAGGAGCGGAAAAAGCAGCACGUGCGAAACCUGCAAAGGCUCGCGAGUCAGUACGAGGCCCCAGUGCCCGAUGCUAAGACAACGGACGAUGGCGCCGAAGAGGUGUCCCUCACCCCCGCAGAGCAGAGCAAGCGCAAGCAGGCAGAGCUGGAGCGGCGCGCGCGCGAAGUCUUUGCCAAGAGGGUGUAA
Molecule: messenger RNA, 2154 nt
Organism: Leishmania mexicana MHOM/GT/2001/U1103
Lineage: Eukaryota; Euglenozoa; Kinetoplastea; Trypanosomatida; Trypanosomatidae
Exons: 1
Coding region: 1-2154 (717 amino acids)
Cellular component (GO): cytoplasm
Molecular function (GO): oxidoreductase activity
Source: RefSeq, a predicted model, not a curated record